UCUCAUAGAAGCAACCAAAGUUUUCAAAUGGUGAUCCCAAUUCUAUAUGGUACCGAGAGCAGUCCCCCGGUCCGGGCCGUUCUGCUAACCCUGCGCGCCCUGCAGCUGGAGCACGAGUUCCGGCCACUGGACAUGCUGGCCGGCGAGCACUUGGAGCCGGAAAUGUUGCGCAAGAAUCCCCAGCACACGGUGCCCAUGCUGGAGGACGGUGAGGCCUGCAUUUGGGACUCGCACGCCAUCAUUGGGUAUCUGGUGAACAAGUACGCCAUGUCGGACGAGCUGUAUCCCAAGGAUCCUUUGCAGCGGGCCGUGGUGGACCAACGGUUGCACUUCGAGACCGGUGUCCUCUUCCAUGGCAUCUUCAAGCAGCUGCAACGGGCAAUCUUUAAGGAGGGUGCCACCGAGGUGCCCAAGGAUCGGCUGGCUGAGUUGCGCGAUGCCUACGCUCUGCUGGAGCAAUUUCUGGCCGAGAAUCCCUACUUGGCUGGCCCGCGGCUGACCAUUGCAGAUUUUAGCAUUGUGGCCACGGUGAGCACGCUGCACCUGAGCUACUGUCCGGUGGAUGGCUCCAAGUACCCCAAGCUAUCCGCCUGGCUGGCCCGGCUUUCGGCUUUGCCCUUCUACGAGGAGGACAACUUAAGAGGAGCCCGAGAGCUGGCUGACCGAAUCCGCGCCAAGCUGCCCAAGCAGUUUGACAAGCUCUGGCAAAAGGCCUUCGAGGACAUCAAGAGCGGAGCGGGAAAACAGUGAUCAGGCAUGAAGGCCACCUCUAAUUUCUACUGCUAAAGUUAAUAUUUGUGGAUUAGUUUUCAUUGAUAUUAAAGUUUGAUCUUUCCCCAAAAACAAA
Molecule: messenger RNA, 847 nt
Organism: Drosophila kikkawai
Lineage: Eukaryota; Metazoa; Arthropoda; Insecta; Diptera; Drosophilidae
Gene: GstE10
Product: Glutathione S transferase E10
Biological process (GO): glutathione metabolic process
Molecular function (GO): glutathione transferase activity
Source: RefSeq, a predicted model, not a curated record